This is a messenger RNA of Fonsecaea monophora, 2649 nucleotides long. RefSeq lists its product as hypothetical. Bases 1 to 2649 code for a protein of 882 amino acids. The transcript is spliced from 2 exons. NCBI's taxonomy places the organism in Eukaryota, Fungi, Ascomycota, Eurotiomycetes, Chaetothyriales, Herpotrichiellaceae. Gene Ontology annotation, cellular component: equatorial microtubule organizing center; spindle pole; gamma-tubulin small complex. The record is from RefSeq and is a predicted model, not a curated record. Gene Ontology annotation, biological process: spindle assembly; microtubule nucleation; mitotic cell cycle. Gene Ontology annotation, molecular function: microtubule minus-end binding; gamma-tubulin binding.
AUGACGUCCCUACAUUACCGAAGCGCAUCUGCAACUGACCGCCGAAGCGCCAGUCUAUUGAACGGCCCCUCGCGCGUUAAUCCCUCCAGAGCCAGAGACGACCGACCAUUUACCCGCGAUAAUGGCUCCCCGGUGCUUCCAGAUGGCUUCAGUGGACAUGCUGAAGGAGUGCACAAGCCUUCAAAAAGUGAGAGUCGAGUGACUGGUCUCGAACAGAGACGGCGGGAGAAGACGACAGUCACAACAACCGAGACCUUUUAUACGAGAAGGAGUCCGAAGAAAGACACGUCGAAUAUCGAAAGUCGGAAGGACAAACGGACGGUAGCAAGCCCUGUGCUCAAGCAGCAACCGCCAAAUGAGGAGAAUUCACCACCUUUGUCCCGCAACGCUCCCUCAGAUCUGGACCCCGUUCCUCUCGAGGCUAUGUCGAUGCAGGAGCAAGAGCGUGCAUUAUUGGACGAUUUGCUCUAUGUGUUUAUGGGAUUUGAGGGGCAAUAUGUUCGUUUCCACCACAACUACGAUCCUGCGGAGGAGAAAGACCGCUUGAACGGGCCAUCAUUUCAUCCACUUCCCGGUCUCGAUCCCAGCCUGCGAGACUUGACAAGCUCCAUGCUCUCGAUGGCCACUCAUCACUGCGCGAUCGAGGCCUUUAUCGAAGUCCAGAGUAGGGAAGAAUUUGGCUCCGUCAACCACGCACUUUGUGCGGCCAUCCGAAAGCUGCUGAAAGACUAUCUCAUCUUGAUUGCACAGCUAGAAAUGAAGGUCCUUACUGACCCGAAGUUCACAUUACACCAAAUGCACAUUGCAGUAAUCCCAACCGCACAAUGUUUAGCCCAGCUGUACUCUCUUGCCCAAGAAUUGUUGAAAAAGAACUCUUUGUUGGAAGAGGACAUCGACGACUCGCUUCACGAUUUCGACGCCGACAACAUCAUUGAGCGCCUGAAGGAAGGUGGUGAUCUACUUCCGGGAAGCUUUGGCAAGAAACGAUGUAUAGGCGGUAAUGUUCUGGGUCUCUUGACAACGCGGCUUUCCACGUUCUCUGGAGACCCGGCUGCUCGAUCCAUUCUGGAGAUGCUGCUACGUGAAGCAAGCAGACCUUACAUGGAGAUGCUCAAUGAGUGGUUGCAUCACGGCGGCAUCCACGAUCCGCACUCGGAAUUCUUGAUCGGCGAAAGGGCUAGCAUUAAACGAGAACGUCUCGACGAAGACUACACAGAUGAGUACUGGGAAAAGCGUUAUUACAUUCGCGAAAAGGAAAUUCCACCGCAGCUAGAAUCCGUUCGAGAUAAGGUCCUUCUCGCCGGAAAGUAUCUCAAUGUGGUCCGGGAGUGUGGCGGUGUCAACAUCAGCAGCAAGAUCGACGACAUCCCGGCAACAUUCGACGACCCGCGAUUUCUCGACAAUGUUAACAACGCCUAUUCGUUUGCGAACAAGGAGCUGCUUCAAUUGCUUCUCACAAAGAACUCACUCCGUAGCCGGUUACGGUCGAUGAAACACUAUUUUUUCCUUGACCGUGCGGAAUUCUUUCUCUAUUUUCUCGAACUUAGCGAUUCAGAGCUUCGGAAGAAGAAUCGAGAUGUCAACGUUGGAAAACUCCAGUCUUUGCUAGACCUGGUCCUCCACCAGCCAGGCAGCAUCGCGGUAGCGGAUCCAUUCAAGGAGGAUGUGAAGGUGAAAAUGAACUCGGUUGGGUUGACACAGUGGUUGAUCAAGGUCGUCAAUGUGCAAGGCAUGGAUCAGGAUAAUCCAGAUUCCAUGAUGGACCCAUACAAGACGCCGGCCACCGCCCAGGCUUCUGCAAGUGAAAAGUUCAAGGAUGAGAAGAAAAAGGAGGAAGAGAAGGAUAUCAUCGGGUUUGAUGCACUAGAGCUUGACUACACAGUGCCGUUCCCCCUUUCUCUCAUCAUUAGUCGAAAAACUGUCUCACGAUAUCAACUCAUCUUUCGGUACACAUUGGCACUGCGUCACCUGGAAACCCAGCUGGUGGGUUGCUGGUCGACUCAUACGAAGGAAAAAGCAUGGAUCCACAAGUCCUCUGACAAGAGAUUUGAGUUGUGGAAGCGGCGGGUAUGGACGUUACGUUCUCGAAUGCUUGUGUUUGUUCAGCAAAUGCUCUUCUUUGCAACUGCGGAAGUGAUUGAACCGAACUGGCAGAAGCUCAUGGUGAAGGUUGAUGAUGCUGAACGUGAUGAUUUCGAAGAGACCAGAUCCGGACUCAAUCCGAAAACAAAGCCUACGGUGGAUGAAUUGAUGCAAGAUCAUGUCGACAUGCUGGACUCGUGCAUGAAGGAUCUUGGAUUGACGCAGGCGAGGCUGCUUCGUCUGCACGCAAAGCUCAUGACCGGCUGUGGGAUGUUCGCCUCAUACGUUGAGCAUGUCACCAAGUCAAUUUAUGAAGCGGAUACGAGCAUUCAAUCCAAACCGCUUAAGCCUGGAGCCGUUCCACCUCCGGCUGCGCCCACAGAUCCAGCACGAAUGAAGAGGAUAGAAGAAUCUAUCAGGAAGUACGAGGAGCACUUCAACAGACACUUGAAGAUCUUGAUUGAUGCCCUCAAUUGGUUUGCAACCACCGAGACUGUCUCUUUGCUCAGCCUCUGUGGAAGGCUGACGAAUGCUGAGGUGCAGAAACGUGAUGAUUUGUUUCUUUGA